UUUCGGGCUCAAACCAUUGUUUCCGUUAAAAGCCCAAAAUCUUGACAACUCUCUUUCUCGAACAGUUCUCCAACGUUCCAGAAGGAAAAAACAAAAAAACACCUAGUAAAAUCUUUCACUGUUCUACCUUAAAAAUCCUAGUUUUAGUAAGAAAAAUUACCCAGAAAAAGCAACAACCCCGCCCAUCAUACAAGAGGGGAAAAAAAGGUACAUACCACGAAAAAAGAAAAAGAAAAGAAUAAUGUUUCUUCCUUUCUUCAACUGCAGGUCUCUCUGUAUUUGUAAAUUAGUAAUCCAAUAAGAGUGAUGGUCAUCUUUUUCUGAUCUUUCUUGGAUAAUAAUUUAUCGGAUCUUUGGCCUUCUCUUUUAUUCUUCAACAAGAUCUCCGUUUUCCUUUGGUUUCUGAUGGAAUUAUUAGCUCAACGUAUUUUUUAAGAAAGAGUUGCUCUAUGGCCUCAAUAUCAGGAAUCUUUUAACUUUUCGACAACAUAGAAGUAAUAACAAUAGCAUUAAAAAAAAAGUGAUGGAAAAUGCAAACCCAUCGGCAUCAAUGCUUCCCUCGGAUUCUCCUGAACAGAUGGGAAUCCAUAUGGCAGAUUCAAACAUGCAAGCUACUCAGCCUUCUGUGAACCAGCAAAUUCGACCCUCUUUGGAUGGUCCUGUAGCUAUCCUUUGGGAUAUUGAGAACUGUCCUGUCCCUAGUGAUGUCCGCUCUGAAGAUGUGGCUGGCAAUAUCAGAAUGGCUUUGCAGGUGCACCCUGUAAUUAAAGGAGCUGUAAUGAUGUUUUCUGCAUAUGGAGAUUUUAACUCCUUCCCCAGACGACUGAGAGAAGGCUGCCAGAGAACGGGUGUUAAACUAAUUGAUGUUCCAAAUGGUAGAAAGGAUGCUGCUGACAAGGCUAUUUUGGUCGACAUGUUUCUCUUUGCUCUUGACAACCCCCCACCUUCCUCCAUCAUGCUUAUCUCUGGGGAUGUGGAUUUCUCUCCAGCACUUCACAUACUUGGUCAACGUGGAUAUACUGUGAUUCUUGUUAUCCCUUCCGGGGUUGGUGUUUCAUCUGCCCUGUGCAACGCAGGCAAGUUUGUUUGGGACUGGCCUAGUGUGGCCCGUGGGGAAGGUUUUAUACCCCCCUUGAAGACAUUAUUGCCUGCCCAUCUAGGACCAGCUGACAUGGCUGGGUAUUCCAUGGGGUGCCGUAUAAAUGACAGCCAUGAUGGCCAGAAUGAAGAAGAGGCAAUUGUAUACAGAGGGCUCGCGCAAAGCUAUUACAACUUGAGAGAUUUCUCUAUAGUGACACGUUCUUUAUCUGAAUACAACAGUAGUUCUUUGAUGAGUCUGCCUUGUUUCCCCACUAGUUCAAGGUCACAGAGUCUCCCAUCUGGUCUGAAAGAAGUUUCAGCAGGUCCUGCUUCUUAUGAUGAUUAUUAUUCUACUAUGUGGGUACAGCCUGGGGGCAUAAAUAGUCUGAAAGCUCAGCUAGUGAAGUUGCUUGAAAUUUCAGGAGGAUGUUUGCCUCUUACCCGAGUUCCUCCUGAGUACCAGAAGAUGUAUGGACGGCCUCUUUGUGUUUCAGAGUAUGGGGCAUUGAAGCUUGUUAAUCUUUUCAAGAAAAUGGGUGAUGCAAUGGCAAUAGAUGGAAAGGCUCAAAAGAAGUUUGUCUAUCUUAAAAACUGGAAAGCUGGUCCAAGUGCUCCUCCUAUAAUUCUGGCAAGGAGGGAUAAGACAGGGAAGGGGCCUCAGGACGAGAGUUUGGACAUUGUGACAGGUGGUGGCUCUUCAGAUGAGCUCUCAGAUGAAGAAAGAAUGGCAAAUAAGAAACAGGAGAACAGGAGGAAACAAGAGAAGACUAAUUUGGGAACACCAGCUCGAUAUGAAGUUGAUGACCCAAACCUCGAGCAGUUCAAGUUUGAGUUGCAGGAGAUUCUAGUGAGCUAUUCUUCUUGGAUUUUCUUGGGUUGUUUUGAGGCAAUAUACCAGCAACGAUACAAGAAACCAUUGGACUAUCAAAGUUUUGGUGUGGAUCAGCUAGAGCAGCUUUUUGACAAGGUGAGAGAUGUCGUGGUCUUGCACGAAGAACCAGCAAGCAAGAAGAAAUUCCUGGCUGCAGUUGGUGGCUAGAAGAGUUUAGAGUUGCUUGUCUUGUAGCGUGUUCACUUUACAUAGAACAGAUAGUUGAGGCAUGCUUAUCAUUGCAUGCUCUCUCAUAGUUCUUUUUUUUUCAUUUUUUUGCCGUAUAUUUCAUAGAAGAUGGAGGAAAAGGCUGGAUCACAUUUGUUCUUUUAUAAUCAUGUGUCCUGCAUGGAUUUGAGUGUAAAGUUUUAAAUUUCCACGUAUGCCUUUGCCUCAUUGUUGUAACUGAUAAAAUUACUGAUGUGAGAUCUGUACGUAAAUUCACAGUUUCGUGCCCAGGCACUUUUUAAA
Molecule: messenger RNA, 2422 nt
Organism: Populus trichocarpa (black cottonwood)
Lineage: Eukaryota; Viridiplantae; Streptophyta; Magnoliopsida; Malpighiales; Salicaceae
Exons: 2
Coding region: 524-2119 (531 amino acids)
Biological process (GO): regulation of gene expression
Cellular component (GO): peroxisome
Molecular function (GO): RNA nuclease activity
Source: RefSeq, a predicted model, not a curated record